CUUGGGCUCAGUGGCCGCUAAGACCAAUCCCAAUGCUCCCUCGCAUUCUCAUACGUACAGCCGCUGCUCGAAGCCUACCUCGUGGCAGCCCACUCCUAGGCAUAUCAUCACGAUUGCCUGCACCGUCGACGCCGACGCUACCUUCACGAUCGCUGCCCUUACUUUCGACACUUCCUCCAACUCAUACGGCAUCAUCGACACUGUACGUACGCCGGAUAUCGACAUCAUCACCUCGACGUCAACAGUACUAUGUCCGGUUCGGCGACCCUACGCCCAAGCGCGGCGGCUCCGGCUGGAACUUUGGACGUAAGGAUCCGAAUGGCAAGCUGGACACGCGAACGAAAGUGGUGCUGUAUGUCGCUGCCGGAGGUGUGGCUUACUACGUCGUUCAUCUAGAGCAGGUCCCAGAAACAGGCCGCUGGCGGUUUAUGGACAUAUCACCAAAGUACGAAGCUAAGCUCGCCAAAGAAGCCCGUGCACAGCUCCUCGCAGAGUUCCAUAACAAGACACUCCCACCAAAUCACCCCAUCACGCGACACGUGCACCGUGUCGCGUCCGCCAUCCUCGAAGCUAACGGCCUUGGCACGCUCGAGCAUGACUCGGCUGCUGGCACCGGCACUUCUUCGUCACCCUUUGGCAGGAUAUUCGGGGGAGGCCAAAACGACGAAAGAGGGAACUACGGUGCUGGGGCGGAAGGAGGGUUCGGGCAGGGUGGAGAAGGCGUGUGGAGUUCUGGUCAUACUGGCGAUGAUGGAUUUGCCGGUGGAAAGGGGCCGGGAGGUGCGGGUAGGAAUAAGAAGUGGAACUUAAUUGUGGUGAACGAUCGGAACGUCGUUAACGCUAUGGUCACGUUCGGUAACAUUGUCGUCUUCACCGGUAUCCUUCCGAUAUGCAAAGACGAGCAGGGCCUCGCCGCCGUACUCGGACACGAGAUCGGCCACGAAGUAGCCCGGCACGGCCCCGAACGCUACUCCUCCUCCAAAGUCCUCAUAUUCUUCGCCUUCGCCCUCCAAACCCUCGGCGUGGACCUUGGCAUCUCCAACCUCCUGACAACCCUCCUCCUCGAGUUGCCCAAUUCACGCGCUCAGGAGACAGAGGCCGACACGAUCGGCGUGCGGCUCGCCGCGAAGGCGUGCUACCCCGGCGAGGCGGCCGUCGCGAUGCACGAGCGGCUGGGGAGGCACGAGAAGGCGAACCUUGGAGGCGCGGGAGGGUUCGAGUUUCUGAGGACGCAUCCGACGAGCGAGACGAGGAUGAGACACCUCGAGUCGAUGAUUGCGGAAGCGAACGAUAUUCGCGCUGCGUCGCCGUUGUGCGCAAAUACUAGUGAGGUUUUUGGGCGCUUCCGUGAUGCGCUAGGGUUUGCGGGUUCGAGUUUGGCCCACGGAAGUGAACCUGAGAUGGUGCGGAGAUGGAUGUGAACUCUAGAGGUCAGGAGAUGACGCGGAGAGGCGUAUUCAGGCCGGUCACUGUUUACCGUACUAACGUACACGCAUAUCGAUAUUUACAACCCUCAUCAUAAUGUCAGCGUACUGUCAUAUUACGCAGGUGAGCUUCCCUCGUCCCGCGGCCUGCUGCCCAGUACGCUGCUCUCAG
This is a messenger RNA of Coniophora puteana RWD-64-598 SS2, 1596 nucleotides long. RefSeq lists its product as uncharacterized. Gene Ontology annotation, biological process: mitochondrial protein processing; protein quality control for misfolded or incompletely synthesized proteins. The record is from RefSeq and is a predicted model, not a curated record. Gene Ontology annotation, cellular component: mitochondrial inner membrane. The transcript is spliced from 6 exons. NCBI's taxonomy places the organism in Eukaryota, Fungi, Basidiomycota, Agaricomycetes, Boletales, Coniophoraceae. Bases 33 to 1421 code for a protein of 462 amino acids. Gene Ontology annotation, molecular function: metalloendopeptidase activity.